AUGUCAACUCCCAAUCUGAAAGAGAUUCAUGACUUUCUAGUCUCAUUGGCCUUCAAGGCUGGAGACAUCAUCACCAAUGCCCUCCCAGACAAUAGCGGCACUGACUCGAAGAAGAACAGUGCCGAUCUAGUCACCGAAUAUGACCGCGCCGUCGAGAACAUGAUCUCGACAUCAUUGAAAGAUAAAUACCCCGAUUACGAAUUCCACGGCGAAGAAACCUACGACCCUGCGAGUCCCAUAACGGAUGCUCCGACCUUCGUCGUGGACCCGAUCGACGGCACGGUCAACUUUGUGCAUAGUUUCCCCUAUGCCUGCGUGUCACUCGGUUUCGCCAUUGGCCGAGUCCCUACUGUAGGCGUAGUCUACAACCCCUUUACCAAAACCCUGUGGUCGGCCAUUCAAGGCCAGGGUGCGUUCCGCAACCAGGAGACUCGUCUACCCCUGAAGGGUGACAACGUCGAGCCUCUGUCCGGGCUUCCCAAUGCGCUGGUUAGCAUUGAAUGGGGCUCAGACCGUACUGGACCUAAUUGGGAGACAAAGGUGCGCACUUUUGAGAAGCUGGGUCAGUCAAAGGAGGAUGGUGGUGCAAUGGUUCGCUCGUUCCGGAGUCUGGGGUCUGCGGCGCUUAAUACGUGUGCCGUGGCGGAGGGUACGAUGGAUCUUUACUGGGAAGGUGGGUGCUGGGCGUGGGAUGUUUGUGCGGCCUGGGUGAUCUUGACCGAGGCGGGAGGUAUGAUGGUGGAUGGUAACCCUGGAGGUUGGGAGACCACUCUGGAUGGUCGGAAAUACUUGGCUAUACGAGGAGCACCGCAAGCUGGCCAGAAGGAGCUGGUAGAGGAGUUCUGGAGCUUUGUCCAAGGCAGAUUGGAGUAUUAA
Penicillium brasilianum is the source of this 876-nucleotide messenger RNA. Lineage: Eukaryota; Fungi; Ascomycota; Eurotiomycetes; Eurotiales; Aspergillaceae. The record is from the annotation of a GenBank genome assembly.